This is a messenger RNA of Gastrolobium bilobum, 810 nucleotides long. Its product is annotated as ubiquitin-ribosomal protein eL40 fusion protein. The record is from RefSeq and is a predicted model, not a curated record. Gene Ontology annotation, molecular function: protein tag activity; ubiquitin protein ligase binding; structural constituent of ribosome. Lineage: Eukaryota; Viridiplantae; Streptophyta; Magnoliopsida; Fabales; Fabaceae. Bases 58 to 444 code for a protein of 128 amino acids. Gene Ontology annotation, biological process: modification-dependent protein catabolic process; protein ubiquitination; translation. The transcript is spliced from 5 exons. Gene Ontology annotation, cellular component: ribosome; cytoplasm; nucleus.
GACCCCAAACCCUUAACAGCAAAUUGGGAAGAGAGAGAAAAUCAGGGAAGAAGAAAGAUGCAGAUCUUCGUGAAAACCCUCACGGGGAAAACCAUCACCCUUGAGGUGGAAUCAAGCGACACCAUUGAUAACGUGAAGGCUAAGAUUCAGGACAAAGAAGGGAUUCCGCCGGACCAGCAGAGGUUGAUCUUCGCCGGGAAACAACUGGAGGAUGGCCGUACCCUCGCCGAUUAUAACAUCCAGAAAGAGUCAACAUUGCAUCUUGUUUUGAGGCUUCGCGGUGGCAUUAUUGAGCCAUCUUUGAUGGCGUUGGCCAGAAAAUAUAACCAGGAUAAGACCAUCUGCCGCAAGUGUUAUGCACGUUUGCACCCGCGUGCUGUCAACUGCAGGAAAAAGAAGUGUGGGCACAGCAACCAGCUGAGGCCAAAGAAGAAGAUCAAGUAAACUGUUCUAAUUGCUUGAAGAAGCUCUAUGUUGUCAUGCACUACUGGAUGUCUUGUAGUCAUGAUAACUUCAUUAGCUUAGUAUUGCAGGGAAUCUGUUGGAAAUUGAACUGCCAGUUUUACUCUGUUAUGAUUUUAGUUUUCAAUUUGAGACUGAUAGAUAUCAGUUAUGCUACAAAGUUCCAUGUGUUGACAUAAUUUUGUUGCUUUUUAUCAUACGUGAUGGCUUUUUUUCAUACUACCGAGUUGUUUUACUAAUUUACAGUGACAUGGGAGGGAGUUUGUUUCACUGGUUUUUGCAUUUGAUGUGAAGUUGAAUAGGUGCACCAAUUAUCGAAGACAUAAUAAUGUUAACGAAUUUUUUAUU